AUGCUCAACACGACCGUCAGAACGUGGCCUGUUACCUCUACAGACACCAUUUUCAGCAUUGCUGCCUCAACCUCGCGUGGUGUCUGCAACAUUGCCCGCGCAAACCGCAUGGCUGACGCAAACCUCAUGGUAGCCGGCGAAACGCUUCUCAUACCUGGAGAGUCCUGCGCCCAAGACAUUGACAACACAACCUGCCUUGUCCCCAACAUGACCUACUACGCAAGCUGCGUCCCCGGUGGUCUGCACACAUAUAACGCGCGCUACAACGACACUCGCGCGAGCAUUGCGCUCAAGUUUCAAGUCAGCCUUGACACCAUCACGACGAUGGGUGUUAACGUGUCUGCGCAAUCGGCAGACGCAGUCAUUGCGGCCGAUACGCAGAUCAAGAUUCCACAGUGCAGUCCCAGCCAGUGUACCGUCCAACCGUACAAGUUUACGUUUGGAACAUAUGUCGAUUUAGCCAACGAGCUUAACACAACCGUGGGGCAGAUCAUGGCGUUUAAUCCGACAUAUAACUACAGUUCCAAGACGGAUGUAGAUGAUUCACCAAUCAUCUCUCUGCCCAUGAACUGCAGGAAUUCGACUGGGAAUAUCACUGUGAUAUCGUAG
Alternaria alternata is the source of this 609-nucleotide messenger RNA. RefSeq lists its product as hypothetical. Bases 1 to 609 code for a protein of 202 amino acids. The transcript has a single exon. The record is from RefSeq and is a predicted model, not a curated record. Lineage: Eukaryota; Fungi; Ascomycota; Dothideomycetes; Pleosporales; Pleosporaceae.